AUGACAGGCGGCACUGCCUCGGUAGAAAUGGCAGUAUUUUGUUUUGAUGUGAUCGCAGCCGCCGUCAACAACCACUCUGAUCCACCUGUGCCGCCUUCCAUACCCAACGAUAAGUUCCCUCUAUUUGUUACUUGGAAAAAGGGAAGUCAUCGUCGAUUAAGAGGAUGUAUAGGAACGUUUUCGCAAUUACACUUACAUACGGGUCUCCGAGACUAUGCUAUCACAAGUGCGUUUCACGAUUCGCGCUUCGAUCCGGUUCGAAAAGAAGAAAUUCCACAUCUCCAUUGCGGUGUCUCUUUAUUAAUCAAGUUCGAAUCAGCUCAUGAUUACAUGGAUUGGACAAUCGGCAUGCACGGUAUACGUAUUCAUUUCAUGGACGGGAGUGUUCGUAGAGACGCCGUUUACUUGCCAGAAGUAGCUUACGAGCAAGGUUGGGACCAUUUGGAAACUAUCAACAAUCUUAUUGAAAAAGGUGGAUAUCGUGGACGUAUUGACGAAGGGUUUCGACUUUCGCUGCAAGUCACUCGAUUUCAAUCUAGUAAAAUAAUGAUCUCUUAUGAUGUGAGUAAUUUUUUUUUUGAUGGCUCGACUGAAACAAUUGGUUAA
This is a messenger RNA of Haemonchus placei, 606 nucleotides long. Lineage: Eukaryota; Metazoa; Nematoda; Chromadorea; Rhabditida; Trichostrongylidae. The record is from the annotation of a GenBank genome assembly.